Zingiber officinale is the source of this 1166-nucleotide messenger RNA. RefSeq names its product haloacid dehalogenase-like hydrolase domain-containing protein Sgpp. The transcript has 5 exons. The record is from RefSeq and is a predicted model, not a curated record. Lineage: Eukaryota; Viridiplantae; Streptophyta; Magnoliopsida; Zingiberales; Zingiberaceae. The coding region runs from base 183 to 947 and encodes 254 amino acids.
AACAAGCGAAAUAGGCCUUGUUCCCUUCUAAUUAGAACGCCAAAAAGAUUCGCUGCUUGUUUGGCGAGAACCCGAGAGAACCGUGGAGGGAGAGAGAGAGAGCGAUUCCAGCGUUCUCCAUUCUUUUUGGGUCUCUCUUCUCUUAUCUCCUUAAUCUCCCCUAGAGAUUAGAUCGAUCAUCGAUGUCGAUCUCUCCAGACUCGCACGCUCCUGAAAGCUCUCUUGCUAGGCUUGCUCCAGUUGAAGCCGUUUUGUUUGAUGUUGAUGGAACACUGUGUGAUUCAGAUCCCCUUCAUUACUUUGCUUUCAGAGAGAUGCUUUUAGAGAUUGGUUAUAACAAUGGAAUCCCCAUAGAUGAGGAAUUUUUUAUAAAAAACAUUGCAGGAAGGCACAGUGAUGACACUGCUAGAAUCUUAUUUCCAGACUGGGAUUUCGAAAAAGCUUCUAAAUUUGUUGACGACAAGGAAGCUAUGUUUCGAAGGAUUGUGGCUGAACAAUUAAAGCCAAUAGAUGGUAUCCACAAGCUAUGCAAAUGGGUUGAGGAUCAAGGCCUGAAGCGUGCAGCAGUAACUAAUGCACCGAGAGCAAACGCAGAGCUUAUGAUCUCGAUGCUCGGUCUUUCUGACUUCUUCCAGGUUGUCAUAAUUGGGAGCGAAUGUGAGAGAGCAAAACCUUUCCCUGAUCCUUACUUGAAGGCCCUCAAGGAGCUCAAUGCUUCGGCCGAGCACACUUUCAUCUUUGAGGACUCAGCAUCCGGAAUAAAGGCUGGUGUGGCUGCCGGAAUGCCCGUUAUUGGCUUAACAACGAGAAAUCCUGAGAAAUCUCUGAAAGAAGCAGGAGCUACCUUCCUGAUUAAGGACUAUGAAGAUCCAAAGCUUUGGAAGGCAUUGGGAGAGUUGGAAAAGGAUGGAGCAAUCCUGAGAUGCCAAUCUUCUGUUUCCAAAUAAUUCAAAGAAAAUAAAAGUAGGAUAUUCAACAUUAGAUCUUUGGACAAGAUCAUAUUUGAUCAUAGCAUUUUCCUUUUCAUUGUCUUGUAAGGCAGAAGAGCAAGAACUCUGCAAACAUUCAUGGGUUCAAAUAAGAUAUGUUGGCGAAAUCCACAUAUUGGAUGAAUGAUUCACGUAUUAGAGGAAUGAAAGAUGAAUGAAUAAUUUUCUAUUUAUGUA